Castor canadensis (American beaver) is the source of this 4666-nucleotide messenger RNA. RefSeq names its product chromobox 5 (gene Cbx5). Lineage: Eukaryota; Metazoa; Chordata; Mammalia; Rodentia; Castoridae. The record is from RefSeq and is a predicted model, not a curated record. Gene Ontology annotation, cellular component: nucleus.
CGGGCGGUUGGCGUUGCGCAGAAGGCGGCGGUUGCGGAGGCUUGUGGUGCGGCCUCACCACAGAGGAACAGGGCAGACGUUAGUGUGAGUGAUCAUUCUCGAUCUUGGGAACCCCAGUGGCCUUAGCCCUUCAGGUGGAAAGAGUGCGACAUGGGAAAGAAAACCAAGAGGACAGCUGAUAGUUCUUCUUCAGAGGAUGAGGAGGAGUAUGUCGUGGAAAAGGUGUUAGACAGGCGUGUGGUAAAAGGGCAAGUGGAAUAUCUACUGAAGUGGAAAGGGUUUUCUGAGGAGCACAAUACUUGGGAACCUGAAAAAAACUUGGAUUGUCCUGAGCUAAUUUCUGAGUUUAUGAAAAAGUAUAAGAAGAUGAAAGAGGGUGAAAAUAACAAACCUAGGGAGAAGUCAGAAAGUAACAAGAGGAAAUCCAAUUUCUCAAACAGUGCUGAUGAUAUCAAAUCCAAAAAAAAGAGAGAGAGCAAUGAUAUCGCUCGGGGCUUUGAGAGAGGACUGGAACCAGAAAAGAUCAUUGGGGCAACAGAUUCCUGUGGCGAUUUAAUGUUCCUAAUGAAAUGGAAAGACACAGAUGAAGCAGACCUGGUUCUUGCAAAAGAAGCUAAUGUGAAAUGUCCACAAAUUGUGAUAGCAUUUUAUGAAGAGAGACUGACGUGGCAUGCAUAUCCUGAAGAUGCAGAAAACAAAGAAAAAGAAACUGCAAAGAGCUAAAGGAGGGGGUGGUUUCUGUCAUUUCUCUUUGUACAUAAUACAUUCACCUCCUUGCCUCCUCUCCCUUUUGCCCACCCCCUUCUAUCCUAAACACAUCCAUAAAAAAUGUGCUUAUCACUGUGCUCCACAGGAGAAAUGUUGGUAUUGGUUCUCUUGUAACAUAACUGAUGGUCUGAUUCAUGAUAAGUGUAUCUCUGUGAAGACCAGGCAUUUACAUACUGUGUAUAAUUCCCACAGUUUUUUCCUUUGCCCUGAUCUUUUCCUUCUGCUCCCUUGUGACCUCAAGAUGAAUUUUAACUUUUUAAUCACCUUAGAGUCUUGAUCUUUUCAGGGUUGGUUGAUUUUUAGACUGGGGGAUUUUAUUACAAUGAUGAUGAAUUUUGGUUCCUUGCUUUGGUUAUUAGGACAUGUUGAUGACCAGCUGGCCUUUGUUCUGAUGUGUUGGGAUGGAAAGGAUGUUACUUGUCUUUUAAGAAGCCUAUAGCAACUGCUUACAUUUAGGGGCUUUCCCAAUCUUGUUUAGCUCUACCCAAGAGAAGACAGGGUCUCUGGUAUGAUCGUCUGAGCCACCCUCUGCUGUUUAUCCUUAUUCAUCCUCCCAGAAUAACUCAGUCCUUAAGAGGGCUUGAAACUACAUUGAAAUUUGUCAUAGCACUCCUUUUAGCCCCAGGACUUUUGGCCUUGUUCUUAGCAUUCCCCAAGUGUGCUUCUGUAAGGUGGUGUCAAUUUGUCAUUAAAUGACAAGGUAAUUAUCUGUGGAGAGUCUUAAGCUAUAUAUUGCAGGAGGGUGAUGGGGUAGGGGCAGGAUACAGUUGUUUUUAUUAUCACAUAGGGUAUGUUUGUAUUCUUUCCUUCCAUCCUCAUAUUUAGACUAUGUAUUUAUGUAGGCGUGAGUGAUUGCCUGGUGCUUGCUUGUGCCAAGGUGCUAGGCACCCUCCAACCCUGCCAACUUUUGUGGUCUCCCAAAGCAUUCCUGUUAACCAAAGAGGCUUCAGACCUGACUCUCACUUCUCAGUGGACCCAAGUUUCCCUUCCACGCCAUUAUUUUCAGUGGGGAAUUCUGGGAGAGGAGCCAUUGGCUUCAAUGUUAAUUUUAAAUAGUCAGCUUUCUUGACUCCUGGAUUUGCCACCAAGAGUCCCCAGAGUAUUAAUGCUCUUCCUUUUUUCCACCCUCAAACUUUUUUCAUGUUUUUCAAAACACAUUUCCAUGGAAGACUACCACCUCAGAAAGUGAUGAUCCUGGUGUGCUGACACAACCUUUUUUCUCUAUUCAGCAAAAUGUUUCUCUUUUGGUUUCCUCUUGUCUUGCUACUACAUUAAGAGUUUUUUCUGAUCAUAUCCUUUUGCUUUUGUCUCCUAAGAAGUGCUGCCCUACUUCUUUGUAUCCUUUUCUUCUUGUAGUUGAGGGGGCUAGAGAAUUAGGACUAAAAGUAAGGAAACAGCAGGGUUUUGAGCAUCCUUGUCCCAGCCCCAAAGCUGAGGAAAUAAGAAUAGAUCCUUGAAAUAGCCUUAUUUCUAGGGUUUAUCAGCCACUGAGGUUUUCUUUGUGUGUGUGUGUGUGUGUGUGUGUGUGUGUGUGUUACUUUUGAUUUUUAAAACAUAUAGCUGUCUGGCCAAGGGCAUCCAACCAUUUCUAGAUUAUUCAUAGUAAUGAGGGGAAUGGAUGGAUUGCUCCAGUACACAGAUGAGCCAAAUAAUAUGCAAAUCAUAGACCCAUUCAUAGCAUUUGUUAACAUUGCUUCCCUGCUCAGCUGCUGAUUGAAUUCUGUGUGCUUGUAUAAAUUAUGUCAAAAAUUAUACUGCACAGUUGAGAAGACAGCUGUUGCUGCAGUGACAUGGCAGACAGAAUAAUGAAGCUUUUGGUUUAACUCAGCCAGGAAAAUCUUUCUGAAUGGUAAUGUGGUUGGGUAAGCACUCAUAACCUAUAACCCUACAUGGGUGGGAGUUUUACCUUCAUAUUCCAUUGUUCUCUGAAGGAAUUAAAGGCUAGAUCAAGUUCUGGAUAAUUGACAACUUUUUGUAUUUAAUCUGAUGAGCAUCAAAAAGAAGGAAAGGAUAGAAAGCAGAUUUAUCAUAUAAGUAACCAAGGAUAUCAGUUAGGGUAGACAAGUAUAGGAGAAAAGUAGAUCAGAGCUUCUGAGGAUGUGAUCAGAGUUUCUUGAUAUGCAACUAGAGAAAAUGACACCCUAUCCAAGUAGUCAGUGUAUGCCUUUUUGUAGUACUGGCCAUGUAGACUGCAUAUUUUAAAAGCAAAAACUUAGCAUGAGGGCAAAAAAAAUCAAAACAGCAGUAUUUGGUAUCUGAGAGACCUGGGAUACAUGAUUGCUGUGAUACAGGUAAUGUUUAAGACACUCAUAAAAAAAUGUGAUUUUCUUUCACUAAAAUAACCCUAAUAUCAUGUACUACUCAUCACCUCUCUUAAUACUCUUCAUUACAUUUUUUUCUGUUCUCAGUUUAUAGAAUCAUGUUUUUCUUUUUUGUUUCGUUUUUUGAGACAGGGUCUUCCUGUGUAUCACUGCCUAGGCUGGCCUGAACUUCCCAUCCUCCUGCCUCCUCAGACUCCUGAAUGCAGGUGGUGGUUCUCUACCGAGUACCACCAGUAACCACCCUGCAGACCAUUUUCUUUAUAUUCCUCAUAUAUAUAUAUAUAUAUAUAUUCUCUUUGCUACCUGCAACUGGUUCAGAAAGAAAGAGAGCAGAGCAGCAAUACUAAUUUCAGCCCUCAGCAUAAAGGAAACCAGAUGUCUGCUUAUGCCUCCAGCGUUUGUUACUGCUGAGUAGCUGUCCUUUCCUUUAGAGAGUUGCACACCCAAACAGAAAACUCUUUCAUGGAGCAUUCUUCCCUCUGCAGACUUAGUAGCCAUGGACAAAACACUCUGAAACUCUUCAGUUUCAGGUGCUUAAAGUAUAAUUUUCCUGUGUUUAAUCUUCUUUCAAAACAUCUUUCCAAUGCCGAAUUUCUUCAAUUAAAUGAUAUCCCUUUCUACCAAGUUUAGCAGAGCUUUCUAUAGUAGAGUUUACCAGGGACAGCUUAUCAGGCUUUUCAGUCCUGGGGCAUUUAUGGUAUAAUCAGUUGCUAGGAAAGUCAGCCAGGAUAGAAGUGCUUAUUUUAAGCCUGGGGACCUUUUGGACUCAUGAUGCUCGAGCACUGAAAAGUCUAGAUGGUCCUUGGCUGUCCUCAGCCAAAUCUACAUAUUAUUUUUUGUUGUUGGUGAAGAGUUGAUCCUGUUCCAAUAGUUUGGGCUGUCAUUAUUCUUAACUCUUUGUUCCUGUUCUGUUGCCACCCUGCAGGACAUUGUCCUUUGUUCAGGCCAAAUCAUGAGGCAUUAGAAGGGUUGUAGAGAUUUUUGUCAAGAUUUUAUUGGAUAUGUGGGUUAGCCCAGCUAAGGCACAAAUGAUAGAUCUGUUUUCGGGCUAAGGAGUGAUUGUCUCUACUGUUAGGAUUCAGCUUUAAGGGCCUAAAAUACUACUUUGCCCUGAGAUGAGAACCACAUUAGAUUUGAAGAGAGAAAUCUUUUUAUUUUUUUGCAGUACUGACCCUGAGAUAUAGGACCUACCACUUGAGCCAGCCCUGAAGUGAGGAAUCUUUCACAAAUCAGGUUAAAGGAAAAGCUCAUUGUUGAUUCAUGACCCCAUCCCUUUUAAAAAUAGUCUUGAGGUCUGUGCUUUUAUAAUCAGACCACCAGGCAUGCCUAUGGCAAGGCAGAGAGAAGAAAGGUCUAGAGCCAGUAUAUUGCAGUGUUAUGUUGUCUUCUGCCACUAACAAAAUGAUGUUUUCAAAAUUAGAGAUGUUGUCAGCUUUACCUGCAAAAGCAGGUGCCCCUUUUAGCCAAUUUUGCAUUGAGCCAUCCAAAUUCCACCUCCAUUAUCAUAUAUCAGUAUUGGUUUCAUUCAACACACUCAUUUUUUUUUUUUUUGGCUUUGUAUACAAAGUUAAAAAAGU